GCUCCCCAAAAAGUAGCCGGGCUCCCCGGGACCGCGCGGACGGAGGGACGCCGCGCCCGGCUUCCAGGCGGACCCGAGCGCACCCCGCGGAGCCGCGGGGUCCGGGCAGCACAGACCGCGGCCUCUGACCCCACCCCGCAGCCCGGGUGCGAGCAGCGGGAGCAGGAGCGGAGCGGACGCCGGAGGCCCCCGGAAAGGGCGCCACCGAGGCGCCCGGACCCCUCGGCCGGCCAUGGCCGACGGCGGCGGCACGGGCGGCUCGGGGCCCUGGUGGAAAUCGCUCAUGAACAGCAGGAAGAAAAGCAAGGAGGCCCCGGUGGGGGUGCAGCCCGCCGCCCAGCCCGCCCCCGGGGAGCCCGCGCCGCCCAGCCCGGACUGGACUAGCGGCUCCCGGGAGAACCAGCACCCCAACCUCCUGGCGGGCGCCGGCGAGUCCCCCAGGCCGGACAAGCUGGGCGCGGACAAGCCCGGCAGCAGCCGCCGCAACCUGAAGAUCUCGCGCUCCGGGCGCUUUAAGGAGAAGCGGAAAGUCCGCGCCACGCUGCUCCCCGAGGGGGUCCGGUCCCCGGAGGAGGCGGACUUCCCUGCGGACCCCCAGGAGGACCAGCCUUAGCGGGGACGAACGGUCCCUCUUCCCACCACGGCUCCCCAACCCCCAGCCCCCGAACCCGAGACUUCUGGCCUGCCUCUGAGCUUGGUGUCUCCAUCCCACCAAGUCAGAAUCUCAGCGCAAGGCCCCCCUCCGUGAUUUCACGCUCUGGGAAAUGGAAGUGUCCAUUGAGCUUUCCAUAGUUCGUGACUCACGGCUGCAUUCAAUAUUUAUUUGUGGUCAGAGAAGAUGCCCACCACCCAGGAAGUUGGCCUGAUGAUUAUCUCCAAAGAGCCGUUCUGUGGCCUGUGGGAGCGAGAGGGGUACCACGGCUCUAAGAGAGGGGAGCGCCCCUCGAAUGGGGCAGACCCCCGUGGGGAGGUCGCACGCUAAGGAAGAGCUUGCUGUUGGAGAGCCACCAGGGCUGUUUUCAAUGCCUGAGAAAUGCACUUUAGAAGUACUUCUGUAGAUCUACACCGCAAGGAGAGCAGGAAAACCUUCUAAGUAGAAGCGUGUGAAGGCAAGGUUGCUUUUAACCUCGGCCUGCAAAACUGUCCUGCCUGUUUUCAUACCAUUAAAACUGUUGCACUGUAAGACGCUAAGGUGACUUUUGUACUUUUUUCCACUGCAAGACUGUAGCCCGUCCUACGUCAAAGCAGGCAUGCAAAAUCCCGGGUUACAGAAUUAAUCAUUGGCUACACGAUGUAACAGCUACUCUUGGAAAGCUGCAGGGAGAACAUUUCUAGAAAGAAACCAGCAGCACCCAGAGUGGAACCAGUUAGCCAGAUCCCUAUUUAUUAACCUGAGGCCAGGAAAGGGGGGGAGGGAGAUACUCAUUCAUUAUUCCUAAAUUCUCUUGGCUUCUGUGCAUCCUCAUACAUGCGUCACGAUGCCAGUAAGCAUUCUUUUCCGUCUCCUUGCGAACCUUACUAACAAUUGUCUGAAAAUACUCCAACAGGAGGACUGAACUCUCCGUGUAUGCAAAGCCAGCUGCUUUUCCCAGGAUUUUGUUUCAAAAGCUUAUUUCUUUAGUCUGACGUAUGCAUUUAUCAAGUUUCAAAGCCUUUAGAUCAACCAACCUGGAGAUUCUUAACAAAAAUCUACCUGUUUGCUUUUGUCAUGAACUUUAAGAAAAAGAGUAAAUGAAUACCAUUCGCUUUCAGCAAA
Molecule: messenger RNA, 1756 nt
Organism: Pipistrellus kuhlii (Kuhl's pipistrelle)
Lineage: Eukaryota; Metazoa; Chordata; Mammalia; Chiroptera; Vespertilionidae
Gene: PRR15
Product: proline rich 15
Exons: 2
Coding region: 233-613 (126 amino acids)
Source: RefSeq, a predicted model, not a curated record